This is a messenger RNA of Microcebus murinus (gray mouse lemur), 5572 nucleotides long. It is a transcript of the gene GNAO1, whose product is annotated as G protein subunit alpha o1. Gene Ontology annotation, cellular component: heterotrimeric G-protein complex; cytoplasm. NCBI's taxonomy places the organism in Eukaryota, Metazoa, Chordata, Mammalia, Primates, Cheirogaleidae. Gene Ontology annotation, biological process: G protein-coupled dopamine receptor signaling pathway; adenylate cyclase-modulating G protein-coupled receptor signaling pathway. The record is from RefSeq and is a predicted model, not a curated record. Gene Ontology annotation, molecular function: G-protein beta/gamma-subunit complex binding; mu-type opioid receptor binding; corticotropin-releasing hormone receptor 1 binding.
UCCGCCGGCAGCCGCGGCAGAAGGACCCACCCUGCCCCCCACCCCACCCUCCGCCGGCUCCGGCUGCGGCUCCAGCCGCGACUAUUAUUUUAUUUAUUUUGGGUCGUGCACAAGCCUCAGUGCCUGCAGCCCGCGCCGCCUCGGCCCACGGGCGCCUCCUCCCUCGGCUCCGGAGCCUCAGACCCCGGCCGCGCUCGGCUCCACACCCCAGACCCCCGCCCGCUGCCGCGAGUCCCCGCGGCUGGAAUCUUGUUAGCGGCUGUCUUUUGGGGGGCUUCUAGUUUCCCGACAUUUUUGUUUCCAGCCAAGGAGAGGAUAUCGUGAUUUUUCCCCCUUUGAGCCCAGGCUCUGCUCUCUGGGGGGGUGGGGGGCGCGCCGAGCCGGGGAGCCGUGCCAGCAGAGUCGUGCGGGCUGUGGCAGGGAAGGGGCCACCAUGGGAUGUACUCUGAGCGCAGAGGAGAGAGCCGCCCUGGAGCGGAGCAAGGCGAUUGAGAAAAACCUCAAAGAGGAUGGCAUCAGCGCCGCCAAAGAUGUGAAAUUACUCCUUCUGGGGGCUGGAGAAUCAGGAAAAAGCACCAUUGUGAAGCAGAUGAAGAUCAUCCAUGAAGACGGCUUCUCCGGAGAAGAUGUGAAACAGUACAAGCCUGUUGUCUACAGCAACACCAUCCAGUCCCUGGCAGCCAUUGUCCGGGCCAUGGACACUUUGGGCAUCGAAUAUGGUGACAAGGAGAGAAAGGCCGACGCCAAGAUGGUGUGUGACGUGGUGAGCCGGAUGGAAGACACCGAGCCCUUCUCUGCAGAGCUGCUUUCCGCCAUGAUGCGGCUCUGGGGUGACUCAGGAAUCCAAGAGUGCUUCAACCGGUCUCGGGAGUAUCAGCUCAACGACUCUGCCAAAUACUACCUGGACAGCCUGGAUCGGAUUGGGGCCGCCGACUACCAGCCCACCGAGCAGGACAUCCUCCGAACCAGGGUCAAAACCACGGGCAUCGUAGAAACCCACUUCACAUUCAAGAACCUCCACUUCAGGCUGUUCGACGUCGGGGGCCAGCGAUCUGAACGCAAGAAGUGGAUCCACUGCUUCGAGGACGUCACGGCCAUCAUUUUCUGUGUCGCGCUCAGCGGCUAUGACCAGGUGCUCCACGAAGAUGAAACCACGAACCGCAUGCACGAAUCCCUGAAGCUCUUCGACAGCAUCUGCAACAACAAGUGGUUCACGGACACGUCCAUCAUCCUGUUUCUUAACAAGAAGGACAUCUUCGAGGAGAAGAUCAAGAAGUCCCCGCUGACCAUCUGCUUUCCUGAAUACACAGGGCCCAGCGCCUUCACGGAAGCCGUGGCUUACAUCCAGGCCCAGUACGAGAGCAAGAACAAGUCGGCCCACAAGGAGGUCUACACCCACGUCACCUGCGCCACGGACACCAACAACAUCCAGUUUGUCUUUGACGCCGUGACGGACGUCAUCAUCGCCAAAAACCUGCGGGGCUGUGGCCUCUACUGAGAGCCCCGGCCGCCCUGCCUGGCACCCACCGCCCUGCCCCGCCUGCUGCCCCCCCCACCCCCGGAACCAGAGCUCCGCCACCCUCAGACCACUCCUUGCACUUGAGGAAGAACACCCCAGAGGCUGGCAGCAAGGGGCGGGGAGUGUCCUCCACCUGCCCCACCCCAGGCCCGCGACAUCAGAACCCGGGGUAACGCGGGGGCAGGGCUGGGGUGCUGAGCGCAGCCCAGGAGGCCAGGAGACUCGAGCCUCUGUGGCCUCCGCUGUCACUGCCGCCACAUGUUGCAUUUAGAGGCCGGGAAGGGAGGAGGGCCGCCGUUUGUCCAGGACGGGCACAGCCUGCACUUGAUGACUCUCUUGAAGUCUUGGAGUGUCCUCCUGUCAUCGGGGGUGGCAGGACAGCCCCGUGGCAGGGUGCUGGCAGGUCGGAGGCAGUAGGGGCCAUCCCCCAGCUUUGCCUGGGGUCUCUGGUCCAGGGCAGCUCCAGAACCAAGCAAACUUCCUGUGCGUCUGCGGCUCGGGCCUGGGCGAGUGCCUUGCUCCUCCCUCCCCUUGGGGCUCAGCCCCUCCUGCUCUGUGUGCCCUUCCGCAGCCAUUGCCCUGCCUAGGCCUGGAGAUGCUUCUGAAGCCGCCUUAUCCCAAAGGCAGUGGGCAGGGUGGCAGGAGGGCUGAGCGCGCGGCUGGGACAGAGGUUCGGGAGAGGAGGGGGUGCCGGCGAGGGGCUGUGGGGGCAGCUCUGCGUUGCCUGGCCUGGGGCCUCCGCCUGGGCCUUGCAGGCCCAAAGAUGACCCGUCUGCUUUCUCCAGCUGCCCUGGGCUCAGGCAGCCGCCCCAAGGUGUGCGUAGAUGUGCUUUAUCUGAUUCACAGUGAAUUCAUUUCAAGCCCGCAGGCGCAGGCAGAGGGCUUUGGUCUAGGGGUUCUGUAGCUGGGGCGGCCCUGGGUGGGGUCUGUGGAGCAGGCCCCUGCGGCCAGUGCCCUGCUUCGCUCGUCUUGGUGAGGAAAUCGGGGAGUUUGUCUGCAGCAUUUGGUGUCCCCCCAGCCCCUGGGGGCAGAGGGGGCGGGUGGAUGGGACCAAUCGCCUGGGUGAGCUGUGAAGGUCCCAGUCAGACUCAAACACGCCCCCCUGCCCCCCACUUUAGGGGGAGAGUCCUAGGACCCCUUAGAGGGGCUUCACUGCAGAGACCCCUGAGCAGAAAGGGGUGGGGUAUCCUCUGUGACCCCGGUCCUAGCUGGCCUUGGGUAAUCGACACACCCCUCUCACUCCGAGGUGCCCAGGCCGGCCUGUGUGCUCGUGGCAGGCUGUGCCUGGGGACCCAGCCCGCGCCUUGAGAGGCCUCUGCCUCCCUCCUCCAGCCCUCCGUUCCCCCGGCCGCCACUCUGGGCCCUGCUCAGUCCCUGGCCGGGCAGGCCCCUGGGCUCGCACGUGCAGCCCUCUGGACUGCCCCAGAGCCAGGAAGAGCCUGUGCCAACAGCUCGGGCUUGUUGGCCCCAACAGGUACAGAGCUCUGGGUGGUGCAUGGGAGAUCCAGGGGACCCUCCCUGGUGCCAAAUGCCUACAGGGACGGUGCCUCCAGGAGCCCCUCCCUGGUCUGGCCGUCCUGCUGCUGCCUGUAGCAGCCAGGCUGCAGGAGCUGCCCUGCCAGCCCAAAUCCACUUUUGUUUGCUCACCUAUGGUGUUUUGGAACUGGUACCAGGUGCUGGGACGUGGCAGAAAGUGUCCAUGUCCUGCCAUGGGCGGCCAGGGCCAGCCAAGCCAUUUGCCCACAUUGCCGACAGCAGCCGUUUCCAGCAUCACCGCCCUGGCUGAGGCAGCCAUGCCCCUAAUGCUGCUCCAGACUGUGACCCCAACUCAGAGCAGCUGGCAAGAGGCCAAGGCCAAACCCCACCUCUAAGGCCAUCACCUGCCAGUGGGCCAACGGCCCUCCAGCCCCAGAGCUCUCCACCUCUGCCAGCCGCCCCUCAAACCACAGGGGGACAGUGGCCAGAGCCCCGGGCUGGGCUCAGGGCUGGGCUCAGGACCGCAGACCCCUCUGUGGAACCAGGGUGGGGAGCAGGUGCUCGGGCCGUCCCACCCCUGGCCCCAGGCUGCCUCCCUCCCCCAGACAUGCGUGGCUCUCUGCCUCUUGCCUCCCACCGGCCUGCCGGGGUCCUUGUCCUUCCGAGGUAUCCAGGGAGAAACUGUCUCCCCGUGCGCGUCUCCCGUCUGUGUCAUCGCUGGCAGCUCCACCAGGGGAGGACGACUGAGGGUGACAGGCAGGUUUCGGCUCCGUCGUGAAUGUGGACGUGGGGAAAUGCAAGUGAACAGACGUGGGGGUGUCUUGCCCACAGUGGCCCGCGUGUGCUGCCAUGGGGCCAUGGGCAGCUCUCGGCAUGGCUCCAACUUAGCAGGCCAAGGGGAAAGUGACUUCUAGGAAGUGCCUAUGCCAAACGUGUAUGCCUGUGGGCACGCUCCGUGCCCUGCACCAUGGCCGUCGUACGAGCCAGGUCUCAUCCUUCCCUCUGAGCACUGACGGAGGUCCCCAAGGCUCUCUGGCCUGACUGGAGGGGUGAGGGGUGCCCGAGGCCCAAGGCUCAGCUGGACUCUGGCCUGAGGAGGGCGUGGGGUCUGUCCAGCCCUGAGCAGAGAACACAGUGUGGGCCCCGCCGACAGCUUUGGCAUUCUGGGCUCCGUGCAGACCCUAGGUGCCCGCUGCCCUGUCCCUUCCUCUCCCCGCUGGGCCCAGCAGAGCCUGGGGCCUGUCUGUGGCUGUGCACUCCCACCGGGGCUAGUGGGCACGCCCAGGCAGGAGCCCACCACACCUGGUGCAGAAGGUGCCUCUGCUCCUGGGCCCUCCCCAGCCCAGCUCCACACCCCACUGUGGGAACUGGAGGGCCCUGCUCUCUGGGUACUGUACUGGGCUUCCCCGAGUGUCCCCAGGGACAGGAGCAGCCCCAAGUCCCCACCGCUCAGCCCCAUAAACAGGCCAUCUUCUCUGCAAGCCGGUUUCACCCAAGCCCUUCCCUCGGCCAGUGAGUCCUGCAGGGGAGAGCAGCCCCAGCUCCCACCCGCACGGCUCACGGUUAGAGCCGGGGGCUCUCUCUGGAAGUCCUUCCUUAUCUCUAGCCCGCAUCCUUCCUCACCUCCCCCUUUCUUUCUUGUUCUGACCUAGCGCCCUCUUCAACACCCUUGGCAAGUAAAUCCACACAGCCCAGGAGGGUUCUCAGUGAACCCUCAGUCCCUUUCCUCCAGACCGCGUGGUGGCCUGCACGCCCCCUUUUUGGGAAGUCUGGGCGCAGAGCCCCUUCCGCUGCCUCUGCUCUUUUCGGAGUCUCUGGAAGCCUUCAGGUAGUCCUCAGGCUCCGGACCCGAGGCUCUGGCAUCAUGGCCACCAGAGGUCCGGUCUGGGGUGCUGAAAACAGUCACCCCUCCAGCCAGUUCCCCGGUCAGGCCACAAGCCGACAGAGUGAGGGGUCCCAGCAGCGCAGGGAACAGGGCCAAGGCCUGACCUGCUGUGACGGGGUCUGUGGUCGGGCUGCCCCUCCUCUGCAAGAAGAGCCCUGAUCCCCCUGCCCGGAGAGUGGGCUGGAGCCUCCGGACACACCCCGCUCCAGCCAGGUGACGGCCCCUGUCAAGGAAGGGGCAGGACAGACCCCUCGUUGAGAGGGGCUCCCUCUGGAAGGGGAGCUGUCAUCCCAGGCCCAGCGCCAAGACCACCAGCGUAAACACACAGCCCCUCCCAGCAGAGCCCACGGCCGUGCCUGGGGCGUCUCCCUCCCCUGCCCGCCACACGCCCCGUGUCUGCCCUCCCAGCUCUCAGCAGCGGGCCCUUCACCCCUGCUCUCCUCUACCCUGCUGGCCUGGCCCCCACCCCCACUGCCCCCCGCGCCCCUCCCGCCCACACCCUCCUUAGCGGAGCCUUCGCUCUUAGGUGCAGUGGUCCCCUCUCCACCCGCCGCCGCCACCCACCCAUAUUAACUGUCAUUUUGUAAGAGAAGUGACUUGUUGGUUUAAUAAAUCUCUAGUUAUUGUAAUAAUUUAUUGGCUGCCGUAAUGUAUUUAUUAGUCACCUACCGUUAAUAAAAAGUGCCAGCUUU